Molecule: messenger RNA, 3699 nt
Organism: Schistosoma haematobium
Lineage: Eukaryota; Metazoa; Platyhelminthes; Trematoda; Strigeidida; Schistosomatidae
Exons: 7
Coding region: 1-1794 (597 amino acids)
Biological process (GO): mRNA splicing, via spliceosome
Molecular function (GO): U2 snRNA binding
Source: RefSeq, a predicted model, not a curated record
AUGGCAACCCUUGUUGAUGCAAUACAGAGGAAACAGGAAAAGUUGACAGAAAGUCACAUUUUCGUUGGCCACAUCCAAAAGACAUGUAGUCGUGACGGAUCGAAUAUUCUAUUUCCUACUCGGACAUUAACAAUGGAUUCUCAAGAUAUUAAGAGCAUUGGUUGCAAGGAUGAAUUGCUAAAAGCAGCUGAACAUGUUAGGGAGUUAGAUUUGGCUUGUAAUCGGCUGUCUUCAUUUGAAGAGGUAUUUAAAAUUCUAUGUUGGCUUGAGAAACUUGAAUCAUUAAAUUUAAGUCAAAACCCACUAGGUUGUCAUAUCUCUGAUAACCAAUCUUCCAAUUCAUCUUUUGAUGAAGAUACUAUUGGUUUAUUAUCUACUGAAGGAGAAGAAAAUAUUCAACCUAUGAAUAGCUCUGAAUUAUCUAUACAGGAUCAAAAUUAUUUUUAUUUUAACAAACUGUCAUCUUCAUCCAAGUCGAAUAAAAUACUUCAGUCUAAACAUAAUGAAAUUGAUUUCUCACCAAUUUUUCACAAUGAAUCCAUGAAUGAUUCAAUAGAAAAAGUUAAGUCGACUAACCAUCCAAAUGAUGGUGUUGGUAGUAAUGGUAAUCUCAAACAAACAAGAGGAAAUGAACCAUCUAACAUGAAAACGCUACCAAAGCAUCCUUCAGCUCCAUCUGAACUGGCUUUAAAUUCCGGUAUUAUAUCUCCUACCACAGUGUUUCCUUGUUUAAGUGUACUAGCAUUGAAUUCGACGUAUGUACCAUGGGAUUGGGUGAUUGAUUUGCUUUAUCGACUACCAAACUUAACCGAUUUACACGUUGCACGUAAUAAUUAUGGAGCAGAAGGGCGGACUGAAGUAUCUUCUGAUCAUAAUGAUGAUAAUGAUGCCACACCAUUACCUGUAUUUCCUCAUUUACACAGUUUAUAUUAUAGCGAUAAUGGCAUAUCGAAUUGGUGGACAAUAUGUCGUUUGUGUAAACAUUUCCCUGGAUUGGAACAAUUGAUUUUAUUAGGUAAUCCUAUUGAACAUAUACCAUUUCCGCAAGAGAAUUUACAUACAUCUCAGCAUACUACAACAACAACUACUACUAAUAGUAAUAAUAACAAUAAUAAUAAUACUGAUAAUAAUACAUCAAGAAAUACUUGUUAUCAGCAUCAGUGCUUAUUUCAAAAUGUACAUACAUUAGGUUUAUCAGAAACAUUAAUCAAUCAAUGGGAAAGUAUUGAUGCUUUGAAUGAAUGGAUGCCUAGUUUAACCAAUUUACGAUUAGGCAAUACUUUACCUGUAUUUCAGUCUUGGAUAGAACCUGAUUGUCGAGCUCAUGUAAUUGCCAGAUUACCAAAACUUACUACAUACAAUCGAAGUGUCAUUGAUUCAGAGGAACGUGAAAGUGCUGAACGAGAAUUUGUUCGAUAUUAUGGUCAAAUUGAUCCAGAUAAACGUCCUAAUCGUUACUGGGCUCUAGAACGUCGACAUGGUCGACUUCAACCAUUAGCUAACAUUGAUUUAUCUCCAAAACAGCAUAUUCGUGUACGUGUCACAAUGUCAGGGAAAGAAGUUUGGUAUAAUAUAAAUGUCAACUUAAAAGUAUCACAAGCUAAACGUCAUUUCUGUAAUUUAUUCAAUAUUACUAAUCAACAUGAAAUUAAACAUUUGAAAUUAUUUUAUUUUGAUCAAGUUAUGUCACAAAUUCAAGGUCCAGAAGAAUUAAAAUAUCCAAAUCGUAAUUUAUAUUCAUAUCAAAUAGAGACUGGUGAUUUAUUCGAAUUAGUACGAUAUCCAGAUUCUUGAUAAUGGAAAAUAGAACUUUUACAAAAGUACAAUAUGAUAUGUGUGUGUAUGUAUGUAUGUAUGUAUGUAUGUAAUUUUGUUAAUCCUUUCUCUCUUUUUCUGUGCAACACGCCUGUUUGUAUAAUAGUCGUUGAUUUGUUUGUUUUCAUUGUCAUCGAUUUCCCCUCCCCCCUCUCUCUCUCUUACUCGUCAGUUUUCCUCCUUCCCCCAUUUGUCAUAUUUACUCCCCAUUCACAAUAUAAUAGUGUAUAUUCAUCCGUUCAUUCAUUCAUUUGAUCUUAUUAAUUGUGAAAUAGGGGCUUAUUGGUUAAGGUGUUCCACUUUCAAUCUUGUUCAUUUUUAUUCAUUUCCAUUGGAGCAGCUGAAUUGUAUCAUCGUUAUCAUCAUUUUGAAUCCCUUUAUCUAUUGAAUAAGGUUAUCGGUUAAAGUCUUAAGUACUUGAUUAGUGACUUACAUUGUCUGUCUAUGUCUAUUUGUGAAUGUAUGUGUAAAUAUGUACUACAUUAUAAUUGUUCUCUUAUUACCUUUUAUUUAUUCAUUCAUACAAGAUGUGAUAGACUCCAAGUUUUUUUCUUCAAUUCUAUCGAUUAGUUAGUAUUUUUGACAAAUCAAUCAUGAUCAUUUUCGAUCAUUUUGCUUUUAAGGUAUAAUGUUAUGCAUACAUACUCAGUGUAUAUAUGUGUGUGUGUGUAAGUGCUCUUCUGGCAGUUUUGUGAUUUUUAUUUUCCUGUUUUCUUUUGUUUGUUUUUGAGUUUAUCUUUCUUUUUUUUCGUGUUAUUUAUUUGUUUGUUUAUUUCCAUACAUCUUAAUUCCUUGAUGAAUAUAAAUAAAGCGCUAAGAACAAGACAUCCAAAAUAAAAUGAAUUCAUCAUUAUAUUUCAAACUUUCUUUCUCAUCAGCUGCAAACAACUUAAAUUCGCAUUGGGAAUAUCAUUUUAAAGAGUUUCAUAUACCGUAAUCAAUGAAGUUUAGUUCGUUAGGUGAUAUAAAUAACAAGAAAAAGAAACAACAUGCUUAACGUAAUCGUAAAGUUUUCAGUAUGGGGUUGUGGAAAUUGUUGAAUUCCCUUGAAAUCAUGAACUGAUCUAAGUUACACCACCACUGAAGACUUGAAAGCACUGGAAAGCCGUUAGAAAAGGUCGACCCUAAAAAUGUCACACCUCACGGAUUUCUGUCUCAGGCGGUAAGGCCUUUUGCAUAACGGAGCUAACAUGUUAAAAACUUCCCACAAAAAGGUCGUGCAUAACCGGCCUCAAACAGUUGUCCCUUGAAUUCUGGUCACGCUCCCACGUCGUUAAGACCAACAUUAAUCCGACUUCCUUUUCGUGUUUCUCAAGAAAAGCCUUUACACGGUGUGGGCAGCCGGAAAGUGACAUCAGCCCUCAUACCCGUAACAGCACCCGAGGCCAAGUCGGCCACAUCCAAAUCCCUCCUACACCUCCAAAUAAAUCUCUUAUCUCCACGACUAACCCUUCUCACGUUACUUUAUCACCUUGCGCCGCUAAUGCAAACGAUUCGAGUAAGCGGGACGUUAUUGUCGGUCUCCUGAAACCACGCUCUAAACUGCAUGUGGGAGCUUUCAACGUCCGAACACUGUGCCAAAUAGGACAACAAGCUUCCUAGACUAGGACUUUAGAAUCUCGCACCAUCGAUGUGUGCCGCGUCUCCGAAACGCGCAUACAGGAUCCGAGUAGCGUCAUUCAUUUGACCUCACCAUAUCAAAAUAAAGAACCAUCUGGAUUCACGCUUCGUGUAUCUGGAAGCCCUGAUGCUGCUUCCCAUGGCCUCUCUGGUGUAGGCAUAGCAUUGAGUUUUAGGGUAUAACUAGUUCUCUUAUACUGGAUCCCAGUAGAUAGUCGUUUAUGCGCUGUCCGACUAAACAUAAGAGUAAGGACUCGGAAAGAU